Molecule: messenger RNA, 1471 nt
Organism: Myxocyprinus asiaticus (Chinese sucker)
Lineage: Eukaryota; Metazoa; Chordata; Actinopteri; Cypriniformes; Catostomidae
Product: leucine-rich repeat-containing protein 57
Exons: 6
Coding region: 284-1000 (238 amino acids)
Molecular function (GO): protein binding
Source: RefSeq, a predicted model, not a curated record
CAGUCAACUGUCUGUUUCUGUACAACAAACAGCAGUCUGGGCAUGGACAAAGUUGCUUAGAUAGCCCUUUGUCCAUCCCAUCCUUAUUUUAUUUUAUUUUUAAACCUUAUUACGUAUUAAGAGAUUAAUUACGUUUUUACAGAUCACGACAAAAGUAUUUUAUGAACUUUUCGCCUGGACAGAUUCUCAAACACUGUUUUGACAGCUAGCCUAUCGAGCUAGCUGACUAAGUGGGUUUCCUGACAUUACAUUCAUCAGCAUAUGCUGCAUCUACAUCCUGUAAAUGGGGAACAGCGCUCUGAAAGCUCAUUUGGAAACGUCUCAGAAGACUGGCGUGUUUCAGCUGACCGGAAAGGGAUUGACAGAGUUCCCAGAGGAGCUACAGAAGCUCACUGGAAACCUGCGGACAGUCGAUCUGUCCAACAACAAAAUCGAGGUGCUUCCUGCAUUCAUAGGAGUCUUCCAGCAACUCAGAAGUCUUACCAUAAGUGGAAAUAAACUAAGUAGUUUACCAAAUGACAUCGGGAAACUCAAGAAGCUGGAGACUCUUGUUGUGAAUGGCAACCAGUUGAAGCAGCUUCCUGCAUCGGUGGGUCAGCUGAAGGCCUUGCGGACCCUCAACCUCUCUGGGAAUCAGUUUAAGGAAUUUCCCGGUGGACUCGGCACGCUUCGCCACCUUGAUGUUCUCGACCUGUCCAAAAAUCAAAUUCAGCUGGUACCUGCAGAGGUGGCCGAGCUGCAAGCCAUUGAAAUCAACCUCAAUCAGAACCAGAUUUCGACCCUGUCUCCAGAGGUGUCUCAUGCUCCCAGAUUGAAGGUCUUGCGUCUGGAGGAAAACUGUUUGGAGCUCACCUCUAUCCCCAUCGCCAUCCUCACAGACUCCCAGGUGUCCUUGCUUUCCGUAGAGGGCAAUCUGUUCGAAGUUAAAAUGUUACGUGACCUGGAAGGGUAUGAUAAGUACAUGGAACGUUUUACUGCAACAAAGAAGAAAUUUGCUUGAAGAGUUUGAUGCUUCCUUAGUCCUCUGCGCUGGGCUUACUUUAGAGAAGUUACAGCUGUGACCACUGGUUGUAACUGGUUUGGCAGGAUGGGACAAGAGACUGUUAAAGAAUGGCCAGGACUGCCAGAGACCCCAGCCCUGCUGAUCAUUACUGUAACAGAACAGAGAAUGCCUGUAUGGAUUACUGCAUGGACUGUGCAUUACACUUUCUUUUGCAAUGAUUUUAGAAACGGAAAUAUAGUGCUGACUCCGCUUUAUGAGGAUAUUUAAACUGGAGAAUGGGUUAUUGUAUAUUCAAGCACACUAAUGCCAGGUCUAUUUAUAGAAAGUCUGUCCUUCAAAGGCGAAUAUAACAUCUAACAUAUUGUAUAUCCUUUACCCUUUAAAGUGCAGUGUAUGCUAUUGCUUAGAAAUUUAUUUUAAUGCUUUAGAGUUAGGAGACCCUUUUUUGCCAAUAAACCCAUGACUGUU